UCUGCUGGAUGUUUAGUUUUACGGAGAGCGAGUACCGGAACUGGACUGUUGUCGCACAAUCUUACAACGGUUAUAUGUACACUUUCUGUCCGCGAUUAAUACAGUAGUUUAGUGGUCUGCGCCAUGGCUUUGUACGGGUGUGUCGGAGCCAUGGCUUUACCUAGCGAGCUUAUCGUCCAUAUAUUUUCAUUCUUGUCCGACCGUGACAAGCUUCGGGCCUCGGCCGUGUGCUCUCGCUGGAGGGAGUGUCUGUUUUACCCAUCGCUUUGGACGGAGCUGAAGUUGCGUGUCGGAGGUGGUGCAAACUGGGGAGGUUCUGGCUCCAAACAGACCCCAAGAUUAGAAUUUCUCAUGAGGAAGUUUGGCGCCUUCGUGCGCGAGCUACAUCUCGAGGUUGCCCCUGUGGACGGAUAUCUAAGCCCACUGAGCGGAGUUGAGGGCAGGAUAGAACCUGUAGAACGCGACCCUCAAUUGCUUGAUCGCUGGAAAGACGCAAGGAUCACAUAUUUGGAACAGGUGUUGUGUGUGCUCAGAUGUAUUCGAAACAACAGAAAUCUCCAGAAGCUGAGUCUGUAUGGGGAUACCUGCAUUCUUCAGGAUGAGGGCAUUCUGGACAGUGCCUAUCUACAGCAGGUUGACCCAGGAGGCAAGAAAAUCAAAGAGAUCCAACAGCUGUUACUGGAGGUUCUGUCUAACAGCAGGAAGAUAAAGUGGCUGUCCUCCGCCUUCAUGCUGGGCGUGGUGACCCCAUGCUCCCUGGCCUCUCUGUCCAACCCCAGCGCAGGCUCCCUGGAGCACCUCGGCUUGCUGGACAACCAGCUGCCUUGCCUGGUCUCACCUGUGGAGCUGGAGCGGCUGGUCCACCUGCGUUCCCUGGCCCUCGACUUCUGUGACUUCACCUCUGAGUUGAGCCACCUACUGGCUGGAGGAGACCGUGCUCCUCUACACCGCCUCUCCCUGAUGCUCAACGGCGCUGCUCUGGAGGCUAAGCCACUCGAUGGCACCGCCAGUGAGGACGACUGGAAGGCCCUGGUCCAACGCAGCGCUAACCUGCGGGUUUACGUGAUGGCACUGGAUGUGUGCAGCCAGGACCUGCUGAGGGUGCUAAAACCAAGCCUGCCCCUGGAGAGGAUCCACCUGGACAGCUACUCCACCUUGGUCACAGACGGAACCCUGGAGCUCAUUGCCCAGCAGUACAACAAGACCCUGAGCCACUUCGUCCUGAUGAGGGAUGACACCGGCUUCCCUGACCUUGGCAUCAACCGAAACGAGGACCCACUGGUCCUACUGGCCUGGCGCUGCGUACACCUCUCUGUAUUGGUCAUCCACGGCUACACUGUGUGGUCCCACAACCUGGUGGCCAUUUCCCGUCUGCGUGGCUCCAGCCUCAAGGUCCUGGCUGUGUCCGAGGAGAGCAUUGACUUCGACCCGGACCAGAGGGUCUUCAUGGAAGGUGACCCCGUCCACAACCUGGUGAAGGAGGUGUCGCUGAGCCUGGGGCGUGUCUGGCACCCUUCUCUGGACUCCAACCUGGUCCUCAGCGAGCCCACCCAGCACUUCCACAGAGAGAUGCAGAGCUUCAGCUUGGGCAUGUAGGCAAGUGCUGCAGCCGCCAGACCGGGCAGCCAUCUGGGUCGUGUUCAUUAGGCAUCAAACAAAAGAAAACCAGACCUAAACAGGAGGGACCCCACUUCACCAAUAAGCAAUGCAAAUUUUCUGUUACUAAAAGUUUUCCAUUGAAUGACUUAAUGAAUACAACCCUGGUCUGGUCUUGCCUGCUGCACAUGCUCAGUGUUUGUCUCUGGACCUAUAAGGUGAUUAGAGGAUCAUCUCAUUUACAUACUUUGUCUUUUAUGUUUAUUUUCUUCUCUGUAGCAUCCUUUGUGCCGUGUUUAUCAGUAUUAGCUCUACAUUUAUAUCUAUCUAUAUAUAUCCUGCUUAUGAUUAGGAGUAUAGUUGAAUAAUUGUUUAGUAGCUAAAUGAGAGGUUGGUGUUGCAAGGGGGCUUUUUUACACAGCUAGCUUAGUUAGUUGUAUUGCAAGUUUUAUUUUUUGCUUUGUGUUUUGUCUAUCAGCAAGUGCUGAGUUAUCAGUUAAUCCACCUUGGCUUUUUGCAAUGAUGGAAUCCUGUGUACUUGUUCGUGCACAUUUUUGUUUUUAAACAGGAGAUUAGUCUAGUAGUCUUCCGGCAGAGGGAGGGACCGUGCUGAUGGAGUGUGUGGUUAGCCCCCCCCCCCCUCAGCCCAGCAAGAUCCUGUCUGCUCUUUACGUUUGUGUUUUGGAGAUGAUAUUGUUGCUAUGUUACGGGACUAAGAUCCUGCUGGUUCUUCUCAACCCAGAGGUGGGAUAUGAUAGGUUUCCACACUGACACUGAGUUUCCUACGUUCUACUUAAGUCAGGGGUUAGCGUUGCGAGUCGUACGCUGCAGUUUGCUCUCAGAAAAAUCCUGUCUCAGGUGGGCAAAACAUGAUUCUAUGAAGAUGGUGAUGAUGAGGAUGUAUAUACUAUGAAGCAAUCAGCUAGUCUGUCAGUCUAAUGCAGUUUUCUUUUCUUCACAUUUGCCUUGGAAAACCCCUUGUUUUCUAGUAUCAGUAGUUUUUUCCAUCCAAUCUGCCCCUUUUUUACCAUGGGGUAAACAAACUUAGUUGUACAUUUGUUUUAAGAUUAAGGUGUUUAAAGAAUGGCAAAAAGCUACUCCUUGCACAUGUUUCUCUUGUUCACAGCUAUGUUCGCUGACUCCAGGGCCACAGUGUUUCACCAGCUGAACGUUGGAUUGAGGGCUCAGAGUAGUAGAGGGAAUCUGAGGUUGAUUGCUCAGUGGUAGAAUGUAAAUAUGAAGCUAACAACCUUAAUGUGUAAAGUUGUCUGCUAUCCAGAAUUCCCCUAAUCUUUUUUGUUGUUGCUUGUAAAGCUUCGGGAGCCAGUCUUGACUGAUAACGCAGUAGUGUGUGGGGCUUGGAAUAGGUGACCUGUGGUUGUUUUGUGCUGCUGAGAUGUUGGAGCAUUCCGGAAAAGAGGAGUGUAGGUUUCUCUUGAUCUUGUGUGAUUUGUGAAGCUGUCGGUCAGCUAUUACUUUUUGUUGUGUUCCUCCGUGCCCAUAACUUUCGUUGGUACUACCAAAGCCAGCCAUUUUAGUCAAGGAAGAGAAACGCAGUAUGCAGAGUUCUGUAUAUUGAGGAAAAAAUAUGUUUGCUUAGAAACAGCUGGCAAGGUGUGUGUGUGUGUGUGUGUGAUCCAUGAUUCAAACAAUGUAACGAUCAGCCUAUGGGAUCCACUACUAACCUGUUUAGUUGUGGCAGUAAGAUAUGAGCCUGCAUGCAAGGUUCCACUUGGGUUAAACUUAGUCUAUUGACGGUUGAUGCAUGAGAAGUGAUAAAGGAAUAUUGAAAUGAUAUACAUGUUAACAGAGGGAUUAUUACAUUUUUUUGUUUGUUUUUAGUACCACACCAAAGAGGAUGUAGAUAAUAUUCUAUAUUUGGAGUUAACUUGUUUGUGCUGAACAGGGGUAGUGUAAGACCUUUUUAGAGGAUGACAAAUGCCAGUUAAUUGUUACAAUGUGUAAAACAUCCUAAUGCUGUGCCUAAAUCCAGUGUAGCUUUCGCUCAGUUUUUUUGUGUGUGUUCGUUUCCAGUUCACCAUUCAUUGUCUAGUACAGCAUUUGACUACCGUUAAAGCAUAUUUUAUUUCCGCAUUGUUUUUGUGUGUGUGUGUGUGUGUGUGUGUGUGUGUGUGUGUGUGUGUGUGUGUGUGUGUGUGUGUGUGUGUGUGUGUGUGUGUGUGUGUGUGUGUAUAAAGUUUCGGAAGUGCAUACAUCAAAGAAUUAGCCGUAUGGUGUGCUUGAAGCAAAGCAUGGUGUACCUCUUUCUCACCAGUGAGCAGGAAACUGCCUUUUUCAGGGUUACUGUCAGUUGAGGAGAGGUGUUCCAUGCCUAAAAAAUAAAUGAUGAAAGUUAGAAGACUCUUUUUUUUACAACAAGUCACUGGAUUAAACAAAACGGUCUGUCAGCGUGUCUGCAUCAGCUGCCAAAGAUAACUGUGUGAAACGACCCUUAUGAAGUGCCCACGUGCUGGCAUAGGGAAGGGCCAAUGGCUGAUCAGCCAAAAUGUACUACUAUGACUGCUCCUCCACAAAUACUACUAGAAAUAUACCUACUGAAUAUGGGGUGAAGAUGGACCACGUGGUGCACAGCUGUGCUGUGGCUUGAUCAACAACAGAGCUCUCGCUCACCAGUUUCAUUGUGAAAAGUGAAUGUCAUUUAAGUAUAGAUAAAAUCAAGUUUUGUUGAUUCUUUCAGCCCUGUAUGCUGCUAUCAGAUGUGUAAGGAACAUUCCACUGGGGAGUUAAAAACCAACAAUUUCUUUUUUUUUUAGGGUCAAUUGGAGUAAAUUAGAGUAAAUGAUGCAAAAUUGGUAUUUUGCUGUGUGAAGUCCUAUAGAAGUGGUUGUGUAGCCUAGUCUCACUCUGCAUGUUAACAGGCAUAGCAGUGGAGGUAUUUUCUUUUCUUUUUAUACUCUGGAGAAACAUACCAUUUGGGUUAUUACAGCUUACAAAUCAGUUGGUUCCCUUUUUUUCUUGACAUUUUUUAUGCUUGACAUUUUUUGUCAUCACAAUCCACAUCUCUUGUUGAAAAGGAGGAACCUAUAUAGCGACAGUGAGCUGCUUGAGGGCAGGUCCAUCUGAGAGUUAACUGUUACCUGUAGAACCUCAUUGUGCUGCAGAAGCUACAGCUAAAUGACCUCAUACCAGCCUUAUUAUGAGCGUAAACGCUUGAAGUCAAGAGACCUGAGUGAGGAGAAUUCUGUUUUUGUUUUAUUCCAUUAUUAAAAACCUGCACCACUAUCAUACCACAAGUUCACUGUUAUGGGGGUCAGGAGGGAGGUGAGCUUAAACAUGUCACAUCUCUUAAUGGCUGGCUUGCGUUACAGCCAAGUCAAACGCAUAUAAUCCAGUGGCUUUUAUCUUUCUGUCACUUACAAAUGGAAAUAACAAUGUGAUUGUUUUAAGAUCUUGAUUCUUUGGAAGCCAAACUCUGUUUCAAAGGCGACCAUGGGUUACAGACAUGGUCUCUAUGAGACUGGCCAGCAGGCCCCAGUUUUAAGUGGUAUGAAUGUUGUGCAUUUGUUUAAAAUCAGGAUAUUUUAUUGCAAAAUAAGUCAUGCAUUACAAGAGGCCACCAUGGGGCACUAGCAGUGCGAACACCUAGGCUGUGUCCUUAUAAGCUUUCGGGAAAGAAAAUAACUGCGUAUUUGUAUAUAUCAAUACAUUAAUGUAUACUCUUAUGCAACAUAUGUCCGGGUUCUAUUUAUGAACAUUUGUAAGCUUUAAGAUGGUUUUACCAUUUUUGCUAAAUGUUGAAAUAUUUGGACAGGUGUGUUCUGUCAACUUUGUCUCAAGUGAGCGCAUAGCAUUGGAUAUGUACAGUACAUCUGCAAAUGGGAACUCCACUGGUGCAGGUGUGAAAAUGGCAAGUGUAGAGAAUUUUGAUUUGAAAAAGUGAUGCAAGAUUAAAGGAAAAAGCCUAAGUGACAUUGUGUAAACCAGCUGAAUAUUGAUGGUUCUUUUUAAACCAGUGAAUAAAAGCAUUAAACACAAA
Molecule: messenger RNA, 5593 nt
Organism: Oncorhynchus gorbuscha (pink salmon)
Lineage: Eukaryota; Metazoa; Chordata; Actinopteri; Salmoniformes; Salmonidae
Product: F-box only protein 33-like
Exons: 4
Coding region: 124-1596 (490 amino acids)
Biological process (GO): positive regulation of protein ubiquitination; SCF-dependent proteasomal ubiquitin-dependent protein catabolic process
Cellular component (GO): SCF ubiquitin ligase complex
Molecular function (GO): protein binding
Source: RefSeq, a predicted model, not a curated record